CAGAAGGACUGUCAAACAGAGUCAAACGAGAACGCGCGUUUGUUAUUACGAAUGAACAGAACAAAGCACAGGUACAUGAAACCGGUACAAACAAAAUACUGCUGCCUACCAGGCCAUAACAACACCACUACCAGCGCGCUUUGAGUGCAGAUCUUCACUGAAGGGCUCUUCUUCCAGUUGCGUCAGUUGGCGCAUCAGUCUUGAUCUAAACUCUGACUGAGUUUGCUGUAAAAGGUUAUUCUUGUAAUAAUUAUUUCAAUGAAAAUCACAUUGGGGUGAGCUAGAUGCACUGCUUGUUUACAUCUAAGGUUAAGUCCUAUUGACAAGAGAAAGAAAAUGUCUUCGUUUGACGAUCCCCGGGUCAACUACAAGUUCGUCGCGCUGAUUGAGUGCUAUCCGUGGAUCUACGACACAACCCACCCGGACUACGCCAUAGCGGAAAAGGUCGAUGCAGGGUGGCAGCAGGUGGUCGAUGAGCUAGGAAUCGGAGCUACCAUACAGGACUGCAAAGCCCGCUGGCGCAACAUCCGCGGACGGUUCACAAAGUACAUCAAGGCGUUCUCCGAGGACAGCACAGUCACACCGUACUACCUGGCCAGUGCGCUACGGUUCGUGCUUCCCUUCAUGAAGAACCGCCUCUGCCUCACCGAUGCCCAGUUCGAACAGAUCGGAACGGAACCCGGCGAUGUUUCGGACAACAGCCAUCUUUUCACGCCGUCGAUCACACUCGGUGAGGUGGAAAUCAUCGAAUCGUCCGACGAGGGUGAACUCGACCUGAAACCUGCCUGCAUCGAGGAGGAAUCUCUGCUCGUAGAACCGGUCAGUGAGGCGAGACCUACGGCACGGAAGCGACCAUCGCCAGUGCCGGUGGAGACACCUCAACCGGAGAGGAAAGAGUCGCGAAAGCGACCUCGGACGGUUCAAGAACCGGAGCCGGCGUCCAGCUCAUAUCCGGCGACGUCCUCGAGUCGAAGCGAUGAAGUCCGGUUCAGCCACAGCUCAACGACGAUCGACUUCGAUCCGAACAGUAUGCAACGGGACUGUGAUGUGAUGUUUCUGCUGAGUUUGCUGCCGGAUUUUAAGAACAUGAACGAACGGCAGAAGCGGAAGUUUAAGGCGGGCGUAAUGAAUCUGACCUUUGAUAUCAUGGAGGAGAAUUGAGAUCUGUUUGAAUUUUGACUAAUUUAUGUUAGCGAGAUAAUAAAGACUGACCAUUCGUUUUGACUA
Molecule: messenger RNA, 1227 nt
Organism: Culex pipiens pallens (northern house mosquito)
Lineage: Eukaryota; Metazoa; Arthropoda; Insecta; Diptera; Culicidae
Exons: 2
Coding region: 337-1161 (274 amino acids)
Biological process (GO): regulation of transcription by RNA polymerase II
Cellular component (GO): nucleus; transcription regulator complex
Molecular function (GO): DNA binding
Source: RefSeq, a predicted model, not a curated record